UUGGACGUUUCGAAGACCUUUGAUAGGUUUUGGCAAGCUAGUCUAUUGGGUAAGAUUGCAGCAUACGGCUUAUCCCCUAGCCUGAUUGACUGGGUAAAGGACUUUCUGAGUGAACGGUCUCUCCGGGUCUUCAUCGAUGGCUGCACAUCUGAUCCUGUGGCGACUAACGCCGGUGUUCCUCAGGGGUCCGUUCUCUCCGCAACUCCCUUCCUGCUGCAUAUUAAUGAUCUGCUUAUUCCCGGUAUCUAUAGGUAUGCAGACGAUAGCACAGUUGUGGAGAGAUACCAAACGCCGAAACAGUGCAUUGCUAUUAUUGUUAUGAAUAGAGAUAUAAUAGAUACACAGAACAAUACAGGCAAUGUUAAAUUCAAAUGUUACGACAUAAAUUCAAUGUGUGGACAAAAUCUUCGACAGCGUGUGAUGUUCGUUGCAAUCGCUGCUUUAGUGAUAUCCGUGGUGGUACUCUUAUCUUCAGUUGCAUAUCUUUUAAAUUCAGCGUCACUGGAUGCUUAUAUUAUUAAGCAACCCGUAACUGCUAUGAACUUAAUUUUUUCUUUAGUGGCUGCCAGUAUCUCGAGCUAUCAAAUUGUUAUAUCAUUAUUAUUGUUAUGGCAAGGUUUUUGGGUAAAUAGUGGCAUAUUUUUAUGCUCCUUGUGGUACGUGUCACAUCUAUCUAUUCUGGUGGUAUACUGGAUACUUUUUGGAGCAAGGACGGUUAUAUGUUUCAAUGAAAAUCGUCGUAUACAAGCCCUUCUUACCAUUUUUAUUGGGAUCGUUUACCAAGCACUGUUCACCUACUUUUGUGUUGUCGUAAAUAGGUAUCUACAUUCUUCAAAUCAAGACCGCUAUUUUUGA
Molecule: messenger RNA, 855 nt
Organism: Parnassius mnemosyne (clouded apollo)
Lineage: Eukaryota; Metazoa; Arthropoda; Insecta; Lepidoptera; Papilionidae
Source: the annotation of a GenBank genome assembly